Messenger RNA from Nerophis lumbriciformis (worm pipefish), 489 nucleotides. The record is from RefSeq and is a predicted model, not a curated record. Lineage: Eukaryota; Metazoa; Chordata; Actinopteri; Syngnathiformes; Syngnathidae.
AUGCGCCCGCGUAUAAAAACGUCAUCUCCUCCGAGGAACCCGUCUUCUGUCAGCAUCUCUGGAUGCGAUUCCCUCAACAUGGACCUCGAUGUCGCAACCGGCCAUAUCCUCCAAGACUGGGAGGUCAGGGAGCAACUCCAAUCCUCUUCCCCGGAGUCGUCGUCUCCCUCCGGAGACUCUGUUUGCUCCUCGCCGGAGAUGUUCUUCUCGCGCGGACACCAGGAGAUCGCCUACGACUUUUCCAGACGGGGGUCCGGCUCCAAGGCGCCUAGGACGCUGGGCAAGGCCAAGAUGUCCACAAAGAGGCGCGUUAAAGCCAGCGAGAGGGAGAAGAUGAGGAUGAGGAUCCUCGCCGAGGCUCUGCACCAGCUCCGGGACUACCUGCCGCCGGACUACACCAAGAGGGGCCAGCCUCUGACCAAAAUACAAACCCUCAAGUACACCAUCGAGUACAUCAACAAGCUCUCGGACAUUCUGAACCAUGCGUAA